AUGCCCAAAGACAUUUCAGCAAAGGAAUAUAUGCGUGGCUUCAUAAUGCGAAAAUGUGUAAUGGAGUCCCACGGUAAACGAACUGCCAUGGGCAAGAGGAGUUGGAAGUUGUUCUAUGCGCGGUUGCGUGACUUGUCGUUGUACCUCUACCGCGAUGCAGAGACAGCGGCCACGGCAACGCGAGCGGAGGAAAUGGCCCUGGGGUAUAUGAAGCAAGUCUAUCGUUUCCAGUUGCAUUGCCAACACCUCCGUUUCUACUAUCACCAUCAUGAGCAGCAUCAGAGAAUACUGCAACAGCAGCAGCAGCAGCAACAACAACAACAGCUGGAAAGCACGACUAAUGAGGAGGAGAGGUAA
Molecule: messenger RNA, 357 nt
Organism: Rodentolepis nana
Lineage: Eukaryota; Metazoa; Platyhelminthes; Cestoda; Cyclophyllidea; Hymenolepididae
Source: the annotation of a GenBank genome assembly